AUGGAGAUGUUAUGCCUCGAUUACCUUUCACUCGAACCAUCAAAAGGAGGAAUUGGAAACAUUCUUGUCAUAACGGACCACUUUACACGAUACGCGCAAGCCAUCCCAACAAGGAAUCAAACAGCCAAAACAACUGCUGAAGCAAUAUUCAACAACUUUAUUGUACAUUAUGGCAUACCACAGAAGGUCCAUACAGAUCAGGGAACCAACUUUGAGAGCGAUAUGAUGAAGGAGCUAUGUUCCAUUCUGGGAAUGGAAAGAUCACGGACAACACCCUAUCAUCCCAUGGGAAAUGGAACGACAGAAAGGUUCAACCGGACAUGGUUAAACAUGCUACGGACACUAGAGGAGAGCGAAAAGUGUGAUUGGGCUCGUCACAUUUCUUCCCUAGUACAUGCGUAUAACUGCACUCGCCACGAUUCUACUGGACUUUCACCAUUCCAACUCAUGUUCGGUAGAGAACCCCGAUUACCAGUAGACAUUGCCUAUGGCGUGGACAGAAAUAACGAUUCAACAACAUCGCUUUCGGAUUAUGUGGACAACCUCAAGACAAGGUUAGAGGAGUCUUACAAGCUAGCCUCAUCAUUUGCAUACAAGGCGAAAGACAGACAGAAAGCACAGUACGACAAGAAAAAAAGAGGAGCUACUAUACAGGUGAACGACAGAGUCCUUGUGAAGAUCCUAGCGUUUGACGGAAAACAUAAACUUUCGGAUAUCUGGGAGGAGGAAGUGUACAAGGUUCAUUACCUGAACAACCAGAGGUUCCAGGGGAUCGGCCCAUACCGGCGAAACGCAAAACGAAGACUGUUGCCAGAUAGUGCUCCAGAGGAAGUUGAGACGCAAGACGAGAACAACGAUGAUGAUGAUGAUGACUACUUUGCUUGCCACUAUAAGGAUAUCAAGGAUAUUGAUUCCCGGAUCUCAGGAGGACCAGUACCUACUGAUGAAACCCAGGAAGUGAUCCCACCUCAGAACCCGGAUGACGAUCAUGGUGUUGCUGAGGCGGUUGAUGUUGUACGUCCAUCUGGUGACGACCAGCUCUCCGGAGAGGAUGGAUCUUUAGGAGGGGGAGGACGAAAGGAUGUGCAGGCUGAUAGAGGUCUUCGACGAAGCACCAGACAACGAGCAACGCCUGCUUGGAAGAGAUCUGGUGACUACGUAUUUAGGCAACAGGCAUCAUCAUCACAACAGGACACAACUUUGAGCUCUCGGAUGGCAUUGUUAGAGACGCUGGCACAGCAGAGUGUUUUAAGUAGAGUGUCACCGGAUGUUGCUCAAGUUCUUGUCAACAGUAUAUUAGGACUUGUGUAA
Messenger RNA from Ylistrum balloti, 1311 nucleotides. RefSeq lists its product as uncharacterized. The record is from RefSeq and is a predicted model, not a curated record. Gene Ontology annotation, biological process: DNA integration. Bases 1 to 1311 code for a protein of 436 amino acids. Gene Ontology annotation, molecular function: nucleic acid binding. Lineage: Eukaryota; Metazoa; Mollusca; Bivalvia; Pectinida; Pectinidae. The transcript is spliced from 2 exons.